This is a messenger RNA of Oryza sativa Japonica Group (Japanese rice), 942 nucleotides long. Lineage: Eukaryota; Viridiplantae; Streptophyta; Magnoliopsida; Poales; Poaceae. The record is from RefSeq and is a predicted model, not a curated record.
GGCGCGGCGUUGGUGGGAGGAGAAAUAUGGCGGGAAAACUUGGCGCCAUCUGUUCCCGCCUCAUCUCCCCUCUAUUUAACCACCAUUGCCGCCUCCGCCGCUUCCCCCAAAUCCACUCACCUCCUCCACCGUUCGUCCCCUUCUCGCGCCACCACCGCCUGCCGCCGAGAGCUCUCUCAGCCGUCGCCAUGGCCACCGCUACCAACGGCAACGCCUCCGCCGCCGCCGCCGCCGCUGACUCCGCCGUCCAGGAGCCCCCGCACAAGAUCGCCAAGGUUGCUCCCUUGCUCAAGGUCAAGAAGCUCUCCGAGAACGCCGUCCUGCCGUCCCGCGGCUCCGCCCUCGCCGCCGGCUACGACCUGUCGAGCGCGGCGGAGGUCGUCGUGCCGGCGAGGGGGAAGGCGAUGGUGCCGACGGACCUCAGCAUCGCCAUCCCGGAGGGCACCUACGCGCGCGUCGCGCCGAGGUCUGGGCUGGCGUUGAAGCACUCGAUCGACGUAGGCGCCGGGGUGAUCGACGCCGACUACCGUGGCCCGGUAGGGGUCAUCCUCUUCAACCACUCCGACACCGACUUCGCCGUGAAGCCCGGCGACCGGAUCGCGCAGAUGAUCAUCGAGGUGAUCGUGACGCCGGAGGUCGCCGAGGUGGAGGACCUCGACGCCACCGUCAGGGGAGAGGGAGGGUUCGGAUCCACCGGCGUCUGAAUGAAUGAAGCAUCGUCGUCGUUAGCUCCAGGAAGUUGGGGGAGUUCAUUUGGUCUGUGAUGGAUGGAUGGGUGAUGUCGUGAUGAAACACUUGUAUCCUCUUAAUGCCUCGGAUGCUUUUGUGGUGUCGAAUGGAAUCAUCUAGCCUAAUGAAUCUAAUGAAAUUCGUAUGCUUUUGCGGUGUUGAAUGGAAUAAUCUAGUCUAAUGAAUCUAAUGAAUUGGAAUGGCUGUUUUCUA